AUGGAACAGGGAAGCUACGGGUGUGGUGCACCCACCUAUGAACCCUCUGUGAGCCGUGUUGUAAAUGGUGAAGAUGCCCGCCCGUAUAGUUGGCCCUGGCAGAUCUCUCUGCAGUAUCUCAGUGGCUCUUCGUACCGCCAUACCUGUGGAGGCACACUAAUUUCUCCCAGCUGGGUCAUGACUGCUGGCCACUGCAUCGGACCUCGUACCUACCGCGUGGUGCUUGGGGAGUAUGACCUUACCACACAGGAGUACAAUGAGCAGAUCAGAUCUGUGGGGAGCAUUGUGGUGCAUCCUGAUUGGAACGACAGCUGCCUGUCUUGUGGUAAUGACAUUGCCCUGAUCAAGCUGGACGCGCCUGUCACUCUGAACGACAAGGUCCAGCCCUCCUGUCUGCCAGAGAGCGGGGAGGUUGUGCCCCACAACGAGCCCUGCUACAUCACUGGCUGGGGACGGCUCUACAGUGGUGGUCCCAUUGCCUCUAAGCUCCAGCAGGCUCUUCUUCCAGUGGUUGGCCACAGUGUCUGCAGCACCAGCAGCUGGUGGGGAAACUCAGUCAGGCCCACUAUGGUUUGCGCAGGGGGAGACAUCCGCUCUGGCUGCCAUGGGGAUUCAGGUGGUCCGCUGAACUGUAAGGGUCGUGACGGCAGAUGGUACGUGCAUGGGGUGACCAGCUUCGUCUCCUCCCGUGGCUGUAACACCAUCAGGAAGCCCACGGUGUUCACUCGUACUUCCUCCUUCAUUAAGUGGAUCAGUGAUACGAUGCUGCAUUACUGA
Molecule: messenger RNA, 777 nt
Organism: Myripristis murdjan (pinecone soldierfish)
Lineage: Eukaryota; Metazoa; Chordata; Actinopteri; Holocentriformes; Holocentridae
Product: proproteinase E-like
Biological process (GO): proteolysis
Molecular function (GO): serine-type endopeptidase activity
Source: RefSeq, a predicted model, not a curated record